CUAGUGUAUUUCUGCGGUCGUUCAUGGGCAGUCGAAUUCUUGAGAUCGGUAAAUUCGUAGCGCUUCUGUAUGGGGCGCCUGUAGCGUACCUGGCUGACAUUUUGGCCUAACGAUCAACAUUAAUGACUUAAGCCUAAUUUGCUGCUAUGUGUACGGAAACUACACGAAAAAAUCUGAGGUACACCACACCGAGACGUGUGGACGAUCUUUCUCUAAACAUCGCUCGGGACGAUUAGAAGUCAAUCGAGGACCUUCCAGCCAUUUGCCUGACAAAACAUUGGGAUCUUGGGAAAGAUGUUUCCUCUCCAGAAGAACUACCCGACAUGAACACUGUGCACUAAACUUGGAGAACCACCUUCUCGGUGGGAGGAGCGGGGCCGCCCCGAGGAGGAGGAGCCAGUCCAUGGGCCCAUCCCGGGGCCGCUGAUCCCCGCCCACCUGUUGCAUUGCCCUCAGUUCACCAUGAUGAACGGUGAAGGAGGCCCCAAUGUGCCCAUCACUACCCUCGCAGGCAUCCAGAGCAUCACCGAGCUGCUGCUGGAGCUGCCCCUACCCACUGCCCUGUCAGGGACCCAGCGGUCGCUGCUGGCGCCCCAGCAGAUAGAAGAGGCGAGGCGCAUCCUCACCGCACCCCUGGACACUCGUCUCCUGCCCCCUCUCAUUGAGGCCCUGGGGCACACGCCCGGCGUGGAACAGCUGGAACUGGAAGAUGACGUCGCCGGAACGCCGCCUCCGCAGGCGUGCUCGCAGCUGCUGCAGCACCUGCUCGCUCGGGGCAUCUUCAAGGGCCCGUCGCCGUGGCAGAACGCGCAGGCCGCGCUUCCGAACCUCGGUACCGAAGGCGUGCAGUUUGACGGGAACUUCUACCCCAACGUUCCGCAGCCACCGACGCCCCAUUUCACCGCGCCGUUGGGUGACGCGGGGUUUCUGGACGGUGGACAGUUUUCGCCCAAGUUCCAGCAGCAGCAGGCUCCAGGGGUGUCUCCCAUGACACCCGCGAGUUUCUAUUCCAACGGCAACUGUGUGUCACGCGACAAACGAACAGAGAGUGCUGUGUUGAGCGGUCAGGCGGUGCUGUCGCCCCCGACCGCCGUUCAGUGUGAGGCACCGGCGGGGGUGUCCGGACAGAACGCGGUGACGCCGAAGACGCCGAUGGAAGCGCUGCAGACUACACCUCCGCCAGCCCCGCCAGCCAAAGAACCGAGGAGAAACCAGGUUGUGAACAACAUCGACGUCGAGAGCAAACGCCCGCAGAGGGCAGUGGCGUCGUCGCACGUGCCGGAACCCACGAGGAAGUCGCCCCAGAAGGCGACUUCCAAGACGGACCCGAAACGGACAGCGAGAAAUUCGGCGAGGGAGAACAAUCGCAUCGUGUCUUCAUCCGAGGACGAAGAAAUUCAGCCCGUCAAAAAGAAGAAGAAACCGAGGGAUGGGGAACGAUGCGGCAAGGUAGACCAGAAGAAGAACUGCAACCGAACGCCACCGAAAAGCGAGCGGUCGAGUAUGGACAUAUACGCCAGCUCACUGAGCGAGCGCGUGAAGAACAGGAGAAGGACGAGCCAAAAAGCCAAAUAUGCAGAAUCGCGUUCGGCGAGCGACGGGGAACACUCCGCCUUCGAACCCGAGGAGGAAGUGGAGCAGCCUCCGCGAGAGAGAGUUCCCAAACCGGUCAAGCCGAAGAAGGUGAAGAAAGAGCCUGCUCCCGCACCACUUUCUUCCGAGGAAAUGAUGGAGAGCAACACCUAUCAGCGGUUCACUCGAACCGUCGAAGCCAUCUUCGACGCCAUGGAAGAAGUGGACCUCACGCAGGAACUGGACGACGAGGUGGACUGCCCUUCGGAGGCGCUCGUCUCGGCCGGACUACUUAGAGAUCUGUGUAAUGAAGCGGCAAAGCUGAAAGUGCUGCAGGGUACCAGCCAGGUGCCGCAGGAACGGAUCAACAAGCUGAUGGCCAUCCUGGAGAGGAACAUCAUAGACGGCUCGAGGUUGUGUCCCAUCGAGAACCCUCACGAGGACCCCGAUGACGACGAGGGACGUCUGUGGCUGGACCUCGUCAUGGAACGAAUCAACCGUAGUACCGACGCUUCUCUCACAGUACUCUACAUCACCACGUCACCAAACAUGACCACCAAGCUGUUUCUGGAAGACAUCCUCGAACGAGUGGUGACGUUUGCGAAGUUUCAGAUCCAGAACACGGUCUACCCGGUGUUUGACCCAGUGUACCGCACGGACUCCAGGGGGAAGGACGGCUGCGUGACCAGCAUCAAGCAGAAGCGAGCCCACGCGACCCACCGUGUGCGCGAGAAAUGGGUGCUGUCCCUCUACAACAAGCUGCACGAACUAGUGGGCCUGAUGGCGGAAGUGCUGGAAAAUCAACGACUCACCGACACGUUGGUGCUGCAGAUAUCUGCCUUGGGUGUCGGGCCUUUCUUCGUGGAAGGCGUGAGCGAGCUGCAGCUGCACGCCCUGCGGCUGGUGACGACCAUCUUCGCGCAGUACGAGAAGCACCGGCAGCUCAUCCUGGAAGACAUCCUGGCAUCUAUAGCGCGGCUGCCAACUAGCAAACGCAGCUUACGCAACUACAGGCUGAACUCUGAGGAGCACAUCCAGAUGCUGACGGCGCUGGUGCUCCAGCUGAUACACAGCGUGGUGAAACUUCCUGAUCCGCGGCCGCCCGACCCCGGGGGCGGGGGCAGCAACGACAGGAUCGAGGAAGCGAACAAGGAGAAAGAGGACAAGUGCGCGGUCGACUCGGACGUCCUCAUCGUGACAUCGUACGAGGCUGCGGUUCGCACUGCCAUCAACUUCCUCUCGGUGUUCCUGAAGAAGUGCGGUACUAAAAAUGAGGACAUGGACUAUCGGCCAGUGUUUGAAAACUUUGUGCAGGACCUGCUGAGCACAGUGAACAAACCCGAGUGGCCAGCCGGUGAACUGGUGCUCAGCCUGCUGGGUUGUCUCCUGGUGCAGAACUUUAGUAACAAAUCCCUCGACAUGUCGCUCCGAGUGUCGUCGCUGGACUAUUUGGGCGUCGUGGCUGCCCGGUUGAGGAAAGAUGCAGUCACGAGUCAGAUCAAGAAAGAAACCAUCGACGACAUACUACGGCAGAUUGAAGAGGACGAGGAAGACGAUAUGCCACUGACGUCGUUGUCAAGGGGCAAGAAGCACAGCAAGAGGCCGAAUACAUCAACGUCUCGAGACGAGAUUCAACUCUUACAAAGGGCUUUGUUACACUACCUCGAUGCUAACCUGGAAAGUGCUCCUUCCCUUCAGUUCACCAGGAAGUUUUACAUUGCACAGUGGUAUCGAGAUGCUCUGGCAGAAGCAAAGGCGGACCGUAACAACAAGGACAACAAAGAUAGUAAAGACGAGGAGCAGAGCAAGACAAGAACAAACAACCGCCAAGUGAGGAAUAAGAGGAAAAAUUGCGAGAAGGUGGUGGAGGAGGAAAGUGAGGAGGAAGAUCAGGAUGACAUGGAGGAAAGGGAAAAGAAGGAGAGCAAGGACGAGGCAAUGCAGAAGGCACUGGCACUAGCGGAGGAACGAAAGCGUUUCCUCCUGCAGGCAGCGCACCCGGAGACCUGCGGCCGUGGCCUGCGGGUGGAGACCCUGGACCAGGCGACCGCGGAGCUCAUAUCUCGGUUCCUCGCGUCGAGACGUCCCUUCUCCCAGAGCUUCGACGUGUACUUGAGCCAGAUCCUGCGUGUGCUGGGCGAAUCUGCCGUGGCCGUACGAACCAAAGCCAUGAAGUGCCUGACGUUGGUCGUCGAGGCCGACCCCUCCAUCUUGGGCAGACCGGACAUGUGCCACGGGGUCCACGGGCGGCUCCUGGACCAUUCGACGAGCGUCCGCGAGGCAGCGGUGGACCUGGUCGGCAAAUUCAUCCUCGUUCGCCCAGAGCUCACGCACAAGUAUUACGACAUGCUAACGGAAAGGAUCUUAGAUACAGGGGUCAGUGUACGGAAGAGGGUAAUCAAAAUACUGAAAGACGUCUGCCUGGAGCAGCCAGACUUUGAGAAGAUUCCGGAGAUCUGCGUGAAGGUGAUACGGCGUGUCAACGAUGAGGAUGGGAUCCGCAAGCUUGUGGGGGAAGUGUUCCAGAGCAUGUGGUUCACACCUCAGCCCAACGAAGAGCGGAUGCUGCAGAAGGUGCGGCAUAUCACCCACGUCGUGGCAGCGUGUCGUGAGAUGGGACUGGAGUGGUUAGAACAGCUGCUGAACAACCUCUUGAAGAACAAAGAGGACAACCACUACAAGGCUGUGCUGCAGUCCUGCAGACAGAUCGUUGACUGUCUCGUGGAGCACGUCCUGGAGCUCGAAGAGGGCAUCGCCGCCGGUGGAGCGUCUCAGCACCUCGUCGCCUGUCUUACAACCCUGUACUUAUUCAGCAAGAUCAGGCCGCAGCUGCUGGUGCGGCAUGCCGCAACCAUUCAGCCAUACCUCAGCAUGCGUCUCGUAGGUCCUUCGGACUUUUUGGUGCUCCAGAACGCGACGCGCUGCCUGGAACUGGUGGUGCCCCUCAUGGAGCACCCAAGCGAGGCCUUCCUCGCGCAGGUUGAAGAGAGCCUCGCCAAGCAGCUUCUGCGGCACGGUCUAGCCCUCCUGCCCACGACUGUCUCCUGCUUGGGGGCUGUGGUCAACAGGGUGACCAAGAACUACCAACUGGUGCGGGACUUCUUCCACAAAUUCCUUCUCUUGCUCGGUUUCCUGAAGCAGAACCACGAGACCGGACAGCCGUGCGAGAAGCCAAAGCUACAGCGCUGCCUCUACACCCUCGGACUUCUGUGCAGACAUUUUGAGCUGGAACACCUGGAGGCAGAAGAUGGAAACUCGACCGGCGCCGUAAAUGACGGACGACCCUUGCGUGACCGCGUGUUCGAAGCGGUGAUUCACUUUACGAGGCACGAAGACGAGGACGUGCGCAUCAAGGCCCUGACGGGGCUGGGUUUUCUCCUGGUGAGGCACCACGACCUCAUGUUGGGGCCCGAGGUGAAAGAGCUGUACCGUUACCUCCUGGGGAACCUGGGGUGCCCCGCCGUCGAGCGCUGUCAGGUGCUGAAGAACCUGACCGCCUACCUGUUCGAAGAGGAAGCGCGGAUGAUUCAGAAAGAUGCAGAAUGGAGCAGGGUGUCCAAGGAGGAGAACCUGAAAGAGAUGGGGGACGUGUCGUCCGGCAUGGCCAGUACCGUCGUGCAGGUCUACCUGCGCGACAUCCUGACGUCGGUGACGAGCUCCGAGCUGAUAGUGAGGAGGGCAGCCCUGCACGUCAUCCAGCUCAUCAUGGGUCAGGGCUUAGUGCACCCGGUACAAAUGGUGCCCCACCUGGUCUGCCUGGAAUCGGACGACGACCAGCCACUCCGUACCAAGGCGGACCAGCUGCUGCAGGACCUGGAGAAGAAGUAUCCCGGCUUCGUACAGAUGAAGGCCAUCGCGGGAGUGCGCAUGGCUUUCCAAGUUCAUCGAGACAUUCAGCGCAACAGUGGUGCAGUGCGGGGUUACAGGGAACCUCCUCAAGGGAGCAACGAUGCUCCCGCCAGCCGGCACGGCUUCCUCUACACGGUGCUUCGGGCAACGCGUCAGAGUCGGCGGGCAUUCCUGCUGGCCUUGUUGAAGCUCUUUGAUGAACACACUCGGACGCCACUCUCUGAACUGCUGUACGUGGCCGACAACAUAGUGUACUUCCCGUACCAAGUCCAGGACGAGCCGCUCUUCGUGAUGCAUCACAUCGACGUCCUGCUGUCGGUGUCCGGAUCGAACCUGCUGCAGAGCUUCCGGGAGGCCCUGCUGCCCCGCAACAACGGGACGCAGCCGGAAGAGGAUGAUGAUGAUGAUGACGACGUCGGUUCGUUGUGCGCGAGGCUCCCGGAAGAUAGGUCGGUGUUGAGAGACAGCAUGGUGGCGGCGCAGGCAUGCAUGCUGCUGCUGUUUGUCAAGCAGACCCUCAAAGACACGUACGGCUUCACGGACGGCCGGAUACAGCAAUACUCUCCCAACGAAUCCGCCAAGACCUACGAGAAGACGUUGAACCGAAAGUCGGGAGUGAGGUUCAAGCCGGCGCCGGCCCUCGAAGCGUUGCAGGCCGACGAGAACUCGGUGCCCGACGGGGAAGAGUUGGUGCAGCGUUACCUGGACUUCAAGCAGCUGAUGUUGACGAUAGACCCCGACGAGGACGGCGACGACGAUAAUCCGAGACCUCCCCCUCCGCCCGGUUUUCCUCUACCUCAGUCCAGCGCAGCGGAAGGAGGAGAGGACGCGACGAGAACACCCAAACAGAGGCUGCCGCCGACGACACCAAGCGGCAGUUCGAGGCCCCGUGUGGGGCGGCCGCCCAAGAGUGCGAGGGCGCUGGUGCCGCCGGUCAAGAAGAAACCGCGGAAAAAACGGAAACGUGUUGUGUGUUCGGACGAGUCGAGCGACAACGAAGACAGCGAUCCGUCGUUCGGCGGAGACUGAUCACUGUCGCGGAACGGGGCUGUACAGUUCUGGGUGGGGGGUUAACAGACGACUCUAUUUUGAAAGAAGUGCGCUCGAAUGACGUCGGAGGGACCAGUCUGUGCCGGAUCUCGCCAUGUGGAGACGACGUCCUAACUUAUUUAUUGCGAGGACCCUUUUUAUACGUUGGUGGCCACGACGGUUCGUUUUCUUCAUCAGGACGGUCGCGGCACUGUGCCGCGAAAAAGUGCGUGUACACAUAUUCCAUAAGAUGGCAUCGUAUCUCA
Messenger RNA from Ornithodoros turicata, 6716 nucleotides. It is a transcript of the gene Nipped-B, whose product is annotated as nipped-B-like protein. The record is from RefSeq and is a predicted model, not a curated record. Lineage: Eukaryota; Metazoa; Arthropoda; Arachnida; Ixodida; Argasidae. Gene Ontology annotation, molecular function: chromatin binding. The transcript has 3 exons. Gene Ontology annotation, cellular component: Scc2-Scc4 cohesin loading complex. Bases 463 to 6450 code for a protein of 1995 amino acids. Gene Ontology annotation, biological process: replication-born double-strand break repair via sister chromatid exchange; establishment of mitotic sister chromatid cohesion; establishment of protein localization to chromatin.